This is a messenger RNA of Solanum verrucosum, 585 nucleotides long. RefSeq names its product protein LATERAL ORGAN BOUNDARIES-like. NCBI's taxonomy places the organism in Eukaryota, Viridiplantae, Streptophyta, Magnoliopsida, Solanales, Solanaceae. The record is from RefSeq and is a predicted model, not a curated record. The coding region runs from base 1 to 585 and encodes 194 amino acids. The transcript has a single exon.
AUGGCGGCAUCAUCCAGCUCAUACAACUCCCCUUGUGCUGCUUGCAAGUUCCUAAGGAGAAAAUGUCUUCCUGGCUGCAUUUUCUCACCUUACUUCCCACCCGAAGAGCCGCAAAAAUUCAUCAACGUCCACAAAAUCUUUGGCGCUAGCAACGUCACUAAGCUCCUCAACGAACUCCUUCCGCACCAACGAGAAGACGCCGUCAAUUCUUUAGCCUACGAAGCCGAGGCAAGAGUUAGAGACCCCGUCUACGGCUGCGUAGGCGCAAUCUCCUUCCUCCAACGCCAAGUCGAGCGCCUCCAAAAGGAGCUGGACGCGGCUAAUGCGGACUUGAUCCGCUAUGCUUGCAAUGAGUUCACAUCUUCCCCCGUUCCACCUUUACCUGUUCAUCAUAACAUCACUCUUCGUCAAAGAUCGGUUGAAUUAAUUACUAGAAGACCAUCCGGAGGUGGUGGUGGUGGUGGUGGUUUUUAUCAAACAUCUAGUUAUCCGAUACCGUAUUCUUACCCUAAUUGGAAUGAUCAUCAAAACACUACUGGAGAUUAUCAUCAACAUAUCCAUGGAGGAGGAGGAGGAAGUAUUUGA